CUUUAUUUCUUUAUAGUCUACGUUGCAACUCGGAUAAAUAAAAUAUUGCACGAUCAUUGUACCUCUUCUUCCCAGAAAAUAAGCAAGUAAAUUUUAUUACAAGUGUUUGAUUUUAUUUUAUUUUUUAAUGUAUUUCAGUUACCAACAAACAUGAAAAUCAGAAGAAGAAAUUUUCGUUUAUUCUUGAUAACAGCAAUGCAAAAUUGAUGGAAGACAAAAAGGCAAAUUUGAUUGCAUUUUCCAUUGUAAUUUUGCUCGUAAUUGUCAUUAUCAUUGCUCGUUUAUUCUUGAAACUUUCCAAGACAUUUUUCCUUGUAUGUGGAGCUGAUAUAGCAGCAAUUCUAGCAGUUUUUGCAGUUAUAGUAAUCCGGUUUCGUUUUACCGCUCGACGAAAACAACUCGAACGGCAGUUCGAUUCGGAAGGCCGGGAGCUUCGAAUCGAGUACAGUUUUCUGAGGAAAGUUGCCGGAGUUCCGAUAAAGUUCCGGUAUCGGGACUUGGAAGUAGCGACGGAUGGCUUUCGAUCUAUGGUAGGACGUGGGGCGUCGGCUUCAGUCUUUAAAGGGAUACUCAAUGAUGGGACGGCAGUUGCAGUAAAAAGGAUCGAAGGAGAGGAGAGAGGGGAGAAGGAAUUCAAAUCAGAAGUUGCAGCUAUUGCUAGCGUGCAACACGUAAACCUCGUUCGCCUUCUUGGGUAUUGUGUCCCGUCGGGCGGUCCUCGUUUCCUUGUUUACGACUUCAUUCAUAAUGGCUCGUUAGAUAAUUGGAUUUUCCCCAAGGAGGCAAGUUGUGGUCGACGUAGUGGUUGUCUGACAUGGGAUUCAAGAUGUAUAGUUGCUCUUAAUGUAGCGAAAGCCCUUUCUUAUUUGCACCACGAUUGUCGAUCUUGUAUACUACAUCUAGAUGUGAAGCCGGAAAACAUACUUCUCGACCAUGAUUAUCACGCGCUCGUGUCAGAUUUCGGGCUUGCGAAGCUAAAAGGAAGAGAUGAGAGUCGAGUUGUGACGACGAUCCGUGGGACCAGAGGUUACUUGGCUCCUGAAUGGCUCUUGGAGAAUGGAGUUUCUGAGAAAUGUGAUGUCUACAGCUAUGGAAUGGUGUUGUUAGAGAUUAUCGGUGGACGAAGAAACGUCCGUGUACUCGAAAAUGGCAACGCUAAGUCGAAAAAAAAGUUUCAAUACUUCCCAAAGACUGUGAAUGAGAAAUUGAAAGAUGGGAAACUUAUGGAAAUUGUUGAUCCAAGGUUGGUUGAAGAUGGAGGGGUUAAUGAGAGGCAAUUAAAGAGACUGGUCUGUGCAGCUUUGUGGUGCAUACAAGAGAAGGCCAAGCUUAGGCCAAGCAUGGCUAUGGUUGUGGAAAUGCUCGAGGGGCGUGUACUGGUCGAAGACCCACCCGACACUCAAAUGCUUAUUGUUGAUUUGUUAUCAGUUGAUGAAGAGGCAGCUGAUCCUGGUUGUGCUCCCAAGCCUAGAUUUGGUCUAGUGAAAAAUUACCAAAUGAAUAGUGAUAUUCCUUCCACAUCGAGUUACUCGGUUACAAUGUCAAUACUCUCAGGCCGGUAGGUUCUCAAAUUAAGAUCAGAGGGGAAAGGUAUAUUAUGCUUCUCUACUCUCAACUAAAUGAAAUAUAAGGUUUUGCAUUGGACAAUAAUCUUCUUUUGGUCAUCAAAUUAUAAGAACAGAGAUUUCAAUUGA
Olea europaea var. sylvestris is the source of this 1694-nucleotide messenger RNA. RefSeq names its product probable receptor-like protein kinase At5g20050. The transcript has a single exon. NCBI's taxonomy places the organism in Eukaryota, Viridiplantae, Streptophyta, Magnoliopsida, Lamiales, Oleaceae. Gene Ontology annotation, molecular function: ATP binding; protein kinase activity. The record is from RefSeq and is a predicted model, not a curated record. Gene Ontology annotation, biological process: protein phosphorylation. Bases 207 to 1562 code for a protein of 451 amino acids.